Brienomyrus brachyistius is the source of this 5378-nucleotide messenger RNA. RefSeq names its product tight junction protein ZO-2-like. Gene Ontology annotation, cellular component: plasma membrane; bicellular tight junction. The coding region runs from base 665 to 4237 and encodes 1190 amino acids. The transcript has 23 exons. Gene Ontology annotation, biological process: positive regulation of blood-brain barrier permeability; establishment of endothelial intestinal barrier; cell-cell junction organization. The record is from RefSeq and is a predicted model, not a curated record. Gene Ontology annotation, molecular function: cell adhesion molecule binding. NCBI's taxonomy places the organism in Eukaryota, Metazoa, Chordata, Actinopteri, Osteoglossiformes, Mormyridae.
UGGCCAGCUGUGUGUCACCUGCUUCAGUUCCUCUUAAUGGCGUUCCCUCAGUGCUUCAGGAAGUUUUUGCAUGUUGAUGGAAUGCAGAAAAACACCAAGUCUCAACGGAAGGUGAAGAUGAAGGUGCUGCUUCUGAAAUGUGCUGUUUCUUAACCUAUUGGGUGCCUGUAGUUCUUGUAGGAGGGUGUCUGCAUUUUAUGUUCUUUUACUUGUCAUAACAAGUGAAUGAUGAUUCAGAACUUAGAACAUUCCCCGUCCGUAUGGUUAAUGAAUGUUAUUAAUUAUUUAGAUCUUAUUGUUCUAAUGGUAAUAUAAAGGAUGACUGUCUUGAGCGCCUGACAGCUUGUUAGUCUUUCUGGGAGGUAUCUUUGUGUUUACUCGCCUGAGAUUCACACGCUUUUAUCACAAGCAGUUAUUCAGUGACAUGGGCCACUAGCUCUCACGCAUCAUUCGUCAUAUGAGUUACAAAUAUCUAAAGAACUUGUCAGUAUGUUUUUCCCAUUUGUGGUCCAGCGUUUUCAGCCGGGUCAUGCAGGCGUUUAUUCGUUAGAUGCCUUUCGGCACUGAGGAGAGAAACCUGAGCGUUGAGACCUUAGCAACUGUGACGUGGAACUUGUGCAGUCAGGUUUGUUGUAUUUAAGGCUGAACUUUAAAGACCUCAGGAAUGGAGGAGACCAUCUGGGAGCAGUACACUGUGACAUUACAGCGGGACUCCAAGAUGGGGUUUGGCAUCGCGGUGACGGGCGGGCGGGACAACCCCAAUGUGGAGAGCGGGGAGACGUCCAUCAUCGUGUCAGAUGUUCUCCCAGGAGGCCCAGCUGACGGACAGCUCUACGAAAAUGACCGUGUUAUUUUGGUCAACACCAUCCCCAUGGAUAAUGUGCCUCACUCAUUUGCUGUGCAGCAACUGAGAAAAUGUGGGAAAGUAGCCAAAAUUACAGUGAAGAGGCCCCGCAAGGUUUCCGUCCAGACUGUAAAGACGCCCCCCUCCCCCGAAGCGCACGACUGGCCGACCGACUACGACGAGUACGAGCGGCACAGCAGUCUCAGCAGCCGCAAACCCAGCUGGCCCGAGGGGAAUGGGGGCCUGGGCUACCCCCGCAAACGGGACCAAAGCUUGGAGCAGGAGCGGGGGAGGGGCGCGUACCUGGAGCCCGAUUACCGGACCCGCGGAUAUGGCCGCGACCAGGAGUACGGCCGGGGCAGGAGUGUGGAGCGCGACGAGCGGGACUACCGGCGAGACGGCAGCAGGGGGCGCACUCUGAGCCGCGAGCUUAGCCCCGAGCGCCGCUACCUGAAGGAUCACAGCAGGGGGCGCAGCGUCGACCGCAACCGUGACCUCAAUAGUCCCACCCAGACCUACAACAACCGCGAUCUCAGCUACGAGCGCAGGAGAAUUGAGCCACGCACCGAUGAGCGGAUGCUGCCGAGUCGCAGCAGGGAGCAGCUGCCGGACCGCUCCCCAUCCCCCGACCCACGCGCCCACGAUGGCGACCGGGAGUGCCUGGAGAAGCCCAUCAACGUGCUCCUAGUGAAGAACCGGCCCAACGAAGAGUACGGCCUUCGCCUGGGCAGUCAGAUCUUCAUCAAAGAGAUGACCAGCACUGGUCUGGCAGCCAAGGAUGGGACCCUGCGGGAAGGGGACAUUAUUCUCAAGAUUAACGGGACGGUCACGGAGAACCUGUCCCUGGCCGAUGCCGGGAAGCUAAUUGAGAAAUCCCGGGGAAAGCUGCAGCUGGUGGUCCAGCGGGACCGGAGGCAGAUCCUGAUCCGCAUCCCCGCUCUGGCAGACAGCGACUCGGAGCCUGAUGACAUCUCUGAGAUCGAGUCGUAUCGCUCCUACUCCCCGCAGGAUGAUAGACGCUCCCGUCAUUCGGACCUCUCGUCGCAUUCGUCAAACGAGAGGAUACGUGAGAAGCCCGGGGAUGAGCCCCAGAGCAAACAGGGCAGGGCGGGUAGCAUGCCAUCCUCUUUCCGGGGGUCCGAGGACAACCAACCCCAGCAGGAGCAUGCAGAGGAGCCGCGAACGGAGGAUCCGCCGGGUAUCCAUCCGCCUGGUAUCCAUCCGCCUGGUAUCCAUCCGCCUGCUGUCGUUAAUGCAACUCCAAAAAUUCUGCUGAGGCCCAGCCCGGAGGACGAGGCCACUUAUGGGAGCAACACUGUGAUGGUGAGCUUCCAGAAGGGGGAAAGUGUCGGUCUGCGCCUGGCUGGGGGCAACGAUGUGGGUAUCUUCAUAGCAGGAGUUCAGGAGGGCAGCCCUGCCGAGGAAGAGGGGCUCCAAACCGGGGACCAAAUUAUGAAGGUGAACAAUGUCGACUUCAGGGGCCUCGUCCGAGAGGAAGCAGUGUUGUUCUUGCUGGAGAUACCUAAAGGGGACACCAUGACCAUACUGGCACAGAGCAAGUCUGAUGUUUACAAGGACAUCCUGGCAUCUGGCCGAGGGGACUCGUUCUUCAUCAGGACCCACUUUGAGUAUGAAAAGGAGUCUCCACAGGGUCUGUCCUUCUCACGGGGAGAGAUCUUUAAGGUGGUGGACACCCUGUAUGAUGGAAAACUGGGCAACUGGCUGGCUAUUCGAGUCGGACGAGACAACCGGCUUCUGGAGAAGGGCAUCAUUCCGAAUAAAAGCAGGGCUGAUCAAAUGGCCAGUGUUCAGAACUCUCAGAAGGGGGCAGGAAACGACAGGGCUGAUUUCUGGAGGUUGCGUGGCCAAAGGGCAGCUCGGAAAAAGGACCUUCGGAAGACCCGCGAUGAUAUGGGCUCCACCUCCAUCGGCACCCGGUUCCCUGCCUAUGAGAGGGUGGUCUUACGGGAAGCUGGUUUCAAGAGACCUGUGGUGCUGUUUGGACCCAUCGCCGAUGCAGCUAUUGAGAAGCUGUCCUCAGAUCUGCCUAAUGAGUUCCUGAUUGCCAAAACAGAGCCCAAAGAUGCGGGGUCGGAAAAGUCCCCAGGCGUGGUGCGCCUUAACACCAUCCGGCAGAUUAUUGAGCAGGAGAAGCACGCUCUGCUGGAUGUGACGCCAAAGGCUGUGGACACACUCAACUACACUCAGUGGUAUCCCAUCGUCAUCUUCUUCAACCCCGACAGCAAGCAGGGAGUAAAGAGCAUGCGGCAGCGUCUCAUCCCAGGCUCCAACCGCAGCUCCCGGAAGCUGCACGACCAGGCGGUCAAGCUGAGGAAGACCUGCUCACAUCUCUUUACUGCCACGAUCGAUCUGAACUCUACCAAUGACGCGUGGUACGGGAGUGUGAAGGACUCCAUACGUGAGCAGCAGGCUCAGGCCGUUUGGGUGUCCGAAGGGAAGCUGGACUUGACAGAGGGGGAUCUUGAUCUCCAUGACGAUCGCAUGUCCUACCUCUCAGCCAUGAGUGCCGACUAUCUGAGUAUGGAUAGCCGGCUUGUCAGUGACUACGACGACACGGCCGAUGAGGGCGGAGCCUACACUGACAACGAGCCCGACGAGCCGAUAGGCGAACCGCAUGUUUCUGCCAUCAGUCGAUCCUCCGAGCCUGUCCUAGCUGAAGAGCUUUUGAGGCGACCGAGCCCAGAUUCACGAAUACGCAUGAAGACGUUUGGGAUUCGGGAGGCACCUCGGGAAUCUAGCCCCCCUCCUUCCUUUGUCCCUGAAACACCCAAGAUGAAAGCACAGUCCCGAGACAAGGGGCUUCGCGUACAGCCCAGACCCCGCAGAGGUUACGACUCUCACUCCAGCAGCCCCACGAGCAGUGAUCACCCACGCAGCCAGGACUCCUACAGCGGAAAGCCCCUACCACCCCCCACUGCCCUCAAACCCACCUACCGGUCCCGCAUCCCCAGGGGCACGCCUGACAGCCAGCCCCCUGGUGACCGGGCUGAGGUGCCGGCGAGCCCAGAAGACCCAUCCCAGAAGUCCUUUCUUGGCAAGGUGAAAGCUUUCGAGAAGAUGGACCACUUUGCCCGGACGCAGAGGAUGCUGGAGCUGCAGGAAGCCCAGAACGCCAGGCUGGAAAUUGCUCAAAAGCAUCCGGAUAUCUAUGCGGUUCCUUUGAAGCCACCAAAGGCCGACCUCAGCCGGCCGCAACCAAUAGGUUCAAGCUCGCGCCCAGAGCCCCAGACCUCGCCUUCCAAGCAGCCCUACACUGAGAGCCGGCCAGCAUAUUACCAUGGCGGGGAAGAGGACUACCGGCAGCAGCUGGCCGAGCAGAACACACGGGGCUACCCUGCCAGCUCACAGCAGUACCAGGACACUGAGCUGUAGAGGCAGCUAUGGAGGCAGACAGCCUCGGCCGGCCGCCGGCCACCAUUCCACAGGGUACAUACACUCCCUGCUGCUGACUCAGAAGCCUUCCUCUUUUUAAGUUGUCCUUGCUUCUAAGAAGUUCAAAUAUCUGUCCAUGUGGAUAAAAAAAAGUUGGAUUUAUUUGUAUUUACUUGUUUUGUUUAUUAAUCAGGAGCCACUUUCGAUUGCCUAUGCAAACAUUUCAGUUUCUACAGAGCAGCUGGAAACGAUCGCCACGUCUCCCUUUUUCUUACUUCGAACCAAAACUUAUUGACUUUUUGCAGCCUGUUUUGUUACGUUUUGUUUUUGUAAACCUCGAAACGACUACCAGUUUGUGUCACCGGCUCAUUUGUAAUUACACGUUUGGUCACCUUCUCUCCAUCUAUUCCUGCCUUCCUGUGAACACGCUCAGACACACAUGCGCACACUGGGAUUUGCUAAUGUGUUUUUGAAGUGCCUUUUUUCCUUUGAACACCAUGGUUGUGUGAUGCACGUAGAACAAACGAGCCCAUUGCGAGCAGAGAACCAUCAAAUCUGAAGGGAUAACAGGGAACCAACAACACCAGAUCCUUAACAAUAAAUGUCCUUCCCCCCCCGUCUUCAUUGCUAGCGGCGUGUGGUCAGAACCGUCUGUUUCAGAAUAGGGAUUCUGAUAAGACUGGCUGGAAUAUGAAAGUGUUAAAUUUAUAUUGUGUUAUGACCACAAAAUUUGAAUGUAUACUACAUCUGCUUGAUUAUAUGUUGGUUUACUGUAUUUUCAUGUAUAAGCUGAAGUGUUUCAAACAUGGUUUUCAUUCGCAGCAUUCCGCUUGUUUGGAUAUAACUGUGAGAAGAGUGAGACCAUGGUCCUUUGGUCUUGCGUCAGCCCUUGAAGUUUAAUUUGCUACACCAAAUACAAAUAAAGCUAACAAGUUAAUUUUUUAAAAAGGUAAACAGUAUUAUAAUAAAUAAUAUAAAGACACUUGUUUUUACUGCAGUAUAAAAUGUAUUUUACAAAAGUUUGGUGUUAAAAUAAAUCGCACAUACUCUGUACACAAACUUCUAGCCAUGUCAUUGGCCUCUGGGAUCCUCACUCUGGAAAAAAAAACUAAGGAAAUAAUAAACCAGUUCUGUUAAUGUU